This is a messenger RNA of Juglans microcarpa x Juglans regia, 1526 nucleotides long. RefSeq names its product 5'-adenylylsulfate reductase-like 7. The transcript has 4 exons. The coding region runs from base 359 to 1246 and encodes 295 amino acids. The record is from RefSeq and is a predicted model, not a curated record. Lineage: Eukaryota; Viridiplantae; Streptophyta; Magnoliopsida; Fagales; Juglandaceae.
UACGCGAAGACGAAGGCGCUUUCAAGAGCUGCAAAAAAAGUGGAAUCCGUGAGGCACUCAGGUCAGGUCAGAUCAGAUCAGAUCAGAUAACGCCAAUCGGUCAAUCACCAGCGCGCUCCCUCCAAAGUACCGACCCCCAAUUACCAUAACCCAUAGCAUAGAGAGUCGAGAAAAGAAAACAAACGGAGAACACAGAAACAAAGGGAUAACAGCAAAGGGAGAAAGUCGAGACAGGAAAACCCCCCAUCCUUACCCUCCCUUUUUUUCGUUUGUGUUCGUUCUCAAUACCCCCAGAAUCUUCCUCUCCCCGUUUUGCCCCCACUGUUCUUGUUGAUUCUCUGCAUACCCUUUUCCUCUUAUGGCUGUUCCUUCCCUUCUCUUCCUCUACAUCACUCUCUUCGCUUGGCUGCGAUUGGCGUCUUCGUCCUCGGCGUUGUGCCCUAAAGAAUCGAAUUUGUUUCUCUACGGUCUUCAAUCUCAAUGCCCUCUUUCGAUCUCCCCCAACCCACCUCUCCAGGUGGAUGGAGACUUCCUUGAUAGAGCUUUGGCUUCCAAAGGGAGGAAUGGAUAUACUUCUGUACUCUUCUAUGCUUCUAGGUGCCCAUUCUCUUGCAGUGUACUUCCUGCUUAUAAAACCCUCAGUUCCAUGUUUCCGCAGAUAGAACAUUUGACAGUUGAGAAAUCUUCAGCCAUGCCGAGCAUAUUUUCAAGAUUUGGAAUCCAUAGCUGGCCAUCCAUAUUAAUGGUGAACAAGACAUCAAGGGUGCGAUAUCGUGGGCCCAAAAAUCUCUCGUCACUUGUUCAAUUUUAUAAGAAGACUACAGGCCUUGAACCAGUUCAAGAUUUUUCUGAGGAUCAACCAAUCUGCUUGGAGAGUGGAGAAACAUCCAAUUUCCUGUCAUCAAAUAGUGAGUGGUUGAAAGAGGUCUCAAAGAGGGAACCGUACUUGGUCUUCUCUAUAUCGUUCCUCUGCUGCAAGCUACUUGUAUACAUAUUCCCAGUAGUCUUAUCUCGUCUUGAAGCAUUUUGGGUCACAUAUAUUCCCCAUUUCAACCUGGAAAUAUUUGGUGAAACAAGCCAAAUAAUGGGACGUAUCCUUUACAUGAUUGAUGUACGGAGGGUUUGGACCAAGCUGAGGCUAUGCAAGACCAAGAACUUCCACGAAGGUGCAAAGAAUGCUCGUGUUUGGGCUUCUUCCUUGGCCUCUGUCGCUUUGGGUGAAUCAUCAGCUAGAUCGUCGACUUAAGGUGGAACUUUACGGUCUUGUUUUAGAGAAAUUGGGUGUAGAAAAGACCUCAUCGUUCAAAAUGAUAGACUAUGAACUGCUUUGAUGCUCUGGUGGUUGCAGGUCUCCCUCUCCCUCCUUCCCUCCUCCUCUUUCUUCUAAAAAAAGAAUAUGAUUCUUAAGUGAUGUAGCUGAAGCUGUUGUCCUCGUUUGAGUCGGGUUUUUUUUUUUUUUGGAGGAAGCAGACGACCAUGUAUAUUUGAGAACAGCUUUCUUCGUGUAAAUUGUCUGCUUUACAGAU